UUCAGUAAAAUAUGAGUUUCUGCAACUUUAGGCGCUCGCCAUUCUGAAUUUCGACAGAUCUUGUUCUUCUGCUAUUAAAUUACUGACUUCUCCGAUUUUUAUCAUGAUAUUCACGUUUAAAUAGACUGUAAAUCAAUGGCGUGCUAACUAGCUGGAGCUACAUGGACCUUCUACAAUUCUCUUAACCUAGCUAGUACAAUGUUGCCUGAAUUAUUGCAAGGCAUUGAUGCUGGAGGGUUUCUCAUAAUACAAGAUUCUGCUAGUUAUUCUGGUCGACACCUCCUGAAAAGCUUUAUCAAUUCUGCAUUGGACAGGGAGGAAGCUGUCCAUGUGCUCGGCUUUGAGGUCAGUGAGGAAGAGCUAAAAGAUGGACUGAAAGGAUCACCUAUACAGAGGCUACACUUUCACAAUGCUUAUUCAGACCCACUUGGCUGGACGGAUCACCCAGCUUUCACGGUUCACCAGUUCUGUUUGGAGGAACUCACACGUCUGGUCAAGCAAACAUCACACCUCAAACCAGCUACACUAGUGAUCGACUCUCUCUCGUGGAUUUUGAGACACCUCGGCCCACCGGAUGUCUGCAAGACUCUUCAGCAACUUAAAAAAGGGGGAGCUGUCAGAGCUAUUAUCGGUCUGCUCCAUGCAGAUAUGCAUCAGAGGGGCACUGUGGGAAGUGUAUGCCACUUGGCUACUUCAGUCAUCACUGUAGUACCUGUAGUGAAGGGAGACAAAGCUGUGGCAAAGAUAACAAAGCGCUCAAAAUCGGGGAAAGUUAUCCAAGAUGAACAGAUUUUCAGCAUCAAAGAUGAUUUUACAGUGAUGGUACAGGGCAAGCCCAGCCAACUUGGACCCAAAACGGCUGACCCUAAGGAACAGGAGACGGACCCAACAGCCAACUUGACCUUCAACCUUCGACUAUCUGAUACAGAGCGUGAGGCCAAAGAGAAACUUGCACUUCCAUUUGUGUUCAGCAAAGAGAAAAAAACAGCUCUGCUCCACUCAGGCCCAGGUUCAGGACGAAUUUUGUACGAGCCUGAUGCCAAUGAUGACUAUGACCAGGAGGACCCUGAUGAUGAUCUUGAUGUGUAGGGUUCGGCAACAGAGGAUCCGUGUUUCAUGGCCUCCUUGGUGUUCAAGACACUGAGUUGGUUUCAGUAGUGGAGAUUGAAAGACUUGCUGCAAUCUCAUGCAGGAGAUAUACAAUAAUGUACAACAUUCUGUAAGAAAUCUGUAUUAUGUUUUAUAAAAAGGUUCUAUCUAAGACUGUUUUC
This is a messenger RNA of Etheostoma cragini (Arkansas darter), 1271 nucleotides long. RefSeq names its product elongator acetyltransferase complex subunit 5 (gene elp5). The record is from RefSeq and is a predicted model, not a curated record. The coding region runs from base 199 to 1089 and encodes 296 amino acids. Gene Ontology annotation, cellular component: elongator holoenzyme complex; nucleus; cytosol. Gene Ontology annotation, molecular function: tRNA binding. The transcript has 8 exons. Gene Ontology annotation, biological process: tRNA wobble uridine modification. NCBI's taxonomy places the organism in Eukaryota, Metazoa, Chordata, Actinopteri, Perciformes, Percidae.